GCCGCCGCCGCGCACCGUGAACGCGCCUCUCCAUGCGGUUUGAAUAAAGAAGGAAAAAGCAGGAAAAAAAAAAAUCAGCUGAUGAUGAAAAGGCUUGAAGCUGUUUCUGGAGCGGAGAGCAGAGACCGGUUUGAUUCCCUCAUCUGAAGCCGGUCCCGGUGUCCAGAGGUUCCGGUUCUCCGCUCAGCUGCUCCGUUCUUUGUCAGCCGGUUCACGCACGGAGGGACCCGGGCGGGUUUGUGGGUGUCUCUCUGAAUGAAGCGGCUCUACCGGGGAGAGACUCGGUGGUUUUUAACACGCUAAUGACCCGGGACCGUCUUAAUAUUUCUAGGUUUCUGCAGAACCGGCGCGGAUCGGGUUUAUUUCCUGUUGGAUUUUUUUACCACCUUUUGUUCGGAGCAAGAAGCGGCUGAUGCUGCUGUUCACGGUGAAGUCACACUGACGGAAGAAUCACCGGAUCAGAUCCUCGUCCGGUUUCCUCGGUCUUUUGUGUGGAAUUGAUCUUUCAGGACCUCUGUUAGACUGUCCCGGUUCUGUCCCGGUGUGUCCCGGGUUGAGGAGCACCAUGCCGGAGUGCGUGUCGGUGUCCGACUUCUUGCAGGAGGUUCAGGAGGACUGGAGCUCGCCCACCACCUCCUCCUUCACCUCCAAGAUGAUCAGCUGCAGGAACACCGUCUACCUGCUGGAGGAGGUUUUGGACAGCGACCGGUUGGUGUUGCAGAAGAUGAAGAAAGCUGCUAAAGCCAAAUACACAUCAGGACAAGACCACGUGUCUCACCUGGAGCAGUACAUUAAUUCGAUGGAGAAGAUGUCGGUCAACUGUCACUCAAACGGGGAGACGGAGGUCGGCUCUGCCUUCUGCCGACUAGCCGACUUCUCCAAAGAGCUCCUCUCGCCCAUGAAGAACCUGUUAAAGAGCAUGCUCCACAACAUCAACUUCUUCCUGGACUCUGUGGUUAAAGGAGACCUGAGGGAGGUGAAGGGGGAUCUGAAGAAGCCUUUUGACAAAGCGUGGAGGGACUACGAGAGCAGAUUUAAGCAGGUGGAGAAGGAGAAGAGGGAGUUGGCUCGUCAGUAUGGGAUGGUGAGGAAUGAGGUCAGCGGAGGAGAGAUUGCAGAGGAGCUGGAGAAGGAGAGGCGCUCCUUCCAACUGAGCAUGUGCGAGUAUCUGAUUAAAGUCAACGAGAUAAAGACGAAGAGAGGAGUCGACCUUCUGCAGAACCUCAUCAAACACUACCACAGCCACAACAAUUUCCUGCAGGAGUGUGUGUCCACCACUCAGAGCUUGAAGCAGUACAUGGAGGAGCUGAAUGGAGUUCUGAACACGGUGAAGCAGCGUCAGGAGGAGGAGAAGAAGCAGCUCGUGACUCUCAGAGAUCAGCUGAGGCCGGUCGUCAACACAGAGCAGGACUCAUUGCCGAAGCAGAUGUACAGUAUGCAUCAGCUGCUGGGAGACAAACAGUACGGGACGGAAAGAACAGGAUUCCUCUACAAGAAGAGUGACGGUUUGAGGAAAAUGUGGCAGAAGAGGAAAUGUUCAGUUCACAACUGUUACCUGACGAUCGCACACGCCACUCCUAAUAAACCUCCUACCAGACUCAACCUGCUCACCUGUCAGGUUAAACCCAGUGUGGAGGACAAGAAAUGCUUCGACCUCAUCUCUCAUAAUCGGACCUACCACUUCCUGGCAGAGGAUGAAGCUGAGUGUGUGGCCUGGAUCUCGGUGCUCAGUAACAGUAAGCAGGAGGCUCUCAGCGUGGCCCUGGACGGGGGGAGGAGAGGGGGAGGAGGUUGUGAGAGCAGCGUGGAGGAUCUGACCCGGGCCAUCACUGAUGACAUCAGACGGUUGCCAGGAAACAGCAGCUGCUGUGACUGCGGAGCUCCGGAUCCUGGAUGGCUCUCGACCAACCUGGGCAUCCUGACCUGUAUCGAGUGUUCAGGGAUCCACAGGGAGAUGGGGGUCCACGUCUCCAGGAUCCAGUCUCUGAGUCUGGACAGUCUGGGGACCUCAGACCUGCUGUUGGCCAGAAAUGUUGGUAACUCUGGUUUUAAUGAAAUACUGGAGGCGAACCUGCUGAGUCCAUCACUGAAGCCCUCCCAACACAGCCACAUGGGGGAGCGUAAAGACUUCAUCCUGUCAAAGUACCAGGAUGUUUAUUUUGUGAGGCGGAGCCACAGCUCUUCUGCAGCGCUGCGACUCAGCCUGCAGGAGGCGACAAAGAGCUGCGACAUCUACAGUCUGAUUCAACUGUACGCUCAGAGGAUGGAGCUGAGCCAGCCGCUGCACGCACACAUACAGGAGAGAGGGGAGACGGCGCUCCAUCUAGCUGUCCUAUUGGCUGACAGGACGUCGCUGCACAUCCUGGACUUCUUAGCUCAGAACUGCUCCGACGUGGACGCACAGACAUCAGCAGGAAACACGGCGCUGCACUACAGCUGUCUGCACAACAAGAGCGACUGUGUGAGACUGCUGCUGAGAGCCAGGGCCAACACACACAUGAAGAACGAGUUAGGAGAGACCGCUCUGGACGUGAGCCGCAGGUUGAAGCACGGCCAGUGUGAGGCGCUGCUGCAGAAAGCCCAGUCCAACCAGUUUGACCAUCACGUCCACGUGGAGUACGAGUGGAGGCUUCGUCACGACGAUCUCUACGACAGUGACGAUGACUUCGACGACAAGAACGGUCCGGUGAAGAAGGAGCGCUCCAUCUCGUCCUCCUCCUUCACCUCCUCCUUCUCCUUCACCUCCCGUGCCUUCAGCUUCAGUCAGUCCGCCUCCUCCGUCGCCCCUUCCUCCGCUGGAGUAGCCGGAGGAGGCGGAGGAGGUCUGCUCAGCGUCGGGAGGAGGCUCGCCAUGGCUAUGGAGCUCCACAGCCGGCCUGCUGGCUGCGCCACCAGCCCUCCUCCUCCUCCUCCUCCUCCGUCCUCACCUGCGCCUCCGCUGCCCCCCAGGGUCAAAGCUCCCAACGUUCCUCCCCCUCCGCCUCCCGCUGGGGGGGAAGGUUUAGGGGAGGAAGAGGAGGAAGAGGAGGAAGAGGAGGAAGAAGGGGAGGUCUUCUUCCCCCUGAUAGGAAACAGAAAGUUAACGCCUCCCCCUCCCAUCGCCGUCCGACACAAGAGGAGCUGCUCCGAGUCCAGCAAGCACGAUUACGGGUUGCCAACCAGUCCCAGGAUCUACAGCGGCCCCGACUCCUCCUUUAAGAAGUGUGUUCCAUCUUCUCCUCUCAGCUCGCUGAAUGAACGACCAGAAAGAGGUUUUUGGAGAGUAGACAGUGACGGUUGCUCCUCCCACUUCCUGCACCCUGUCAGAAAAGCCCCGCCCAACGGGUCUCCCACCAAUCAGCGAUCUCAGAGCUUUGAGAAUGACAGCCGACGCCCCGCCCCCCAGCCGCUUCCUCGCAGAUCAUUGCCUCGGGGUGCGACAAGCCGCCGGGUGGAGGCGCUGUACGACUGCCAGGCCGACCACCACGAUGAGCUGAGUUUCUCUGAGGGACAGGUGCUGGUGGUCCUGGGACAGGAGGACAGCGAUUGGUGGCACGGUUACAUAGAGGAUGAACCAGACCAGAGAGGUUUGUUUCCGUGUUCCUUCGUCCAGCUCCUCUCAGACUGACAUGAACCUGGUCUGCACCAGACCGGACCAGGAGCGGUGCAGACCCUGGACCAGUACAGAUCCAGACCACAUCAGUUAGAAUGGAGAACCAGAACCUGGAGCUGCAGGAGAACCACACCAGAUCAGUACUGAGCAGCUGCAGCUGAACCCCAGGUCAGACUUUCAGGUUCUUGUCCCAGGACUGGACUGAUCUGGUCCUGACCAGCUCCAGGAUCCUGUGAGUUCACAGGAUGUUGACAAAACUUUUAUUUAUUUAUUUUAAAUUAAAUAUAAUAUUUUAUUAAAAGCACUCAGUCCACUGGAGACACUUCACUUCAAAAUAAAACAAUCCACUGUACUUUUAUUUUGAAGUUCAAUUAAAAAAACAAAUUUUUUCUUCCGUUCUAAUUCAUUGUAACGUAUUUUAAUGUAAUUGAUCUGGUGGAGAUCAAUCAGCGAUUCUGUCCCAUCUCAGGCUCCGCCACCUUGGAGGGGCGGGGCUAACAAGGUCCAACAAGUGACCAGAGCACAAAGGAUUGUGGGAUACUAAAGACCAAAGGAUAAAUACCAGUCACACAGGUGACAUCAGAGGAGGCGGAGCCUGAAAUGGGACACAGCUGAUGCUUCCAGCUGCCUUAAAGAUAUCACCGAGCCUCAGUGAGUAAGUACAGCAGCAAAUUACUGCCACUGGUACGAAAAUGUAUUUGCUCAGUUUCUCAUUUAACAAGAUAUUUGACAUGAUAGCAUUUUAUGCUAUAUUGACAUAUGUUCUUGUUAUCACUACAUUCUAAAUAAUACAAAAAACCUUUAUGUAACUUAUCACAAAUCUUUUCUUGUUUUUACAGAAUGUAGCUCGUUAAAGCAAGAAAUGUUUGUUAUGAGAACAUAACGAGACGUUUCAUGAUCGAAAAAUAAAUUGAUUUGUGGUUAAUAACAAAACAGAAUAAUUUGGCAGAAAAAAGUAAUAACUUAACAAGUUUCACUUGAAACUGAGCUGAAUGUUUUAUUGUGGUGGCUGCAAUACACUGCCAUGAGGACGUUUGUACUUUUAUAGACGUAGAAAUCUGUCUGCAGAACUUUUUCUCACCUGGGUUUGAUUGUGUCAACAUUUACCUCCAGAGUUUUUUUAAAAUUAAAAACAACAAAAAAACACCUUAAAUAAUCUUUAUUUAUUUCAUUCAAAGUGACAGCGGUGGCUUCAUGUUUUGUUUAAAAUAUCACAGUCUGUUUGGUGACUAUGAAUGAAGGAAUCAACCGAUGAUCGGCAGGUUGUUUAAGUGAAAAGUGAAGCAUUUCUUUCUCUUUUAUCAACAGUCAGUUUAAACACGAUGAGCUGAAUUAAAGCUAUAAUAACUGAACAUACUUCAUGAUUGGUUGAUUAGAAUUAAUCUGCAUCCCUAAUGGAAAUUAUCAACAUUUCCAGACUGCAGGGAAUAUAAUAAGCACAACUUUGGAUUUAUACUUUCAUCAAACUUCAUUUCUUUUGUCAGUGUGAAGGAAGUAAAUCAUUUUGCAAAUUCCAAAAACCUUUCAUCCGGAUGUGAAGUCCACCUCAGGCCUCUGGAGGGCUGCUGCUCUGUCAUUUAAUGGCUUAACUCUCUUCAUAAAGCGGAGAACUUCCCAGUUUACGAGCAGGAAGUGUUUUUUUUCUGGAGAAGCCAACAAAAUGUUAAAUCUCAGCCAAAAAAACCCAGUAAAAACAGGCAGCAGAUGUUUCCGAUUCUGUUAACUCGGCAGUUUAAAGAGAGACUAUUGGACUUGUUCCAGACAAACCGGAUUAAACUCUAAACUGCAGCCGUGUUACCGCCAGACAUACGGCCUCUAGGUGAAAAUUCAGCAUUUAUGAUUAUUUAUCGAGGGCUUGGUCUGCCUCAAACUAAGUGCUCCCUUUCCAACUGCUGCAUCUAAUCAUAUUUGUCACCAUGAAGACACAUUUGUUGGACGGAGCUCCGGGAAGUGGUGGGUGGCAGCCAGGAUGAUGAGGCUUUUCAAUUUGCCGUCCAGCGAGGCUGUUGGGAACAACUAUUAACGCUUCAUAUUAGACGUUGUACCAACAUGUUUGUUUGAGGCAGACCGAGCUCUUUACGGAGCGAUUUCACACUGGAAAGUUGGUCUGAACAAAGCGGCAAAAUUUGGGUGUUUAUUAACCCGAUUCGGCCUGAAAAGUGGUGAUCUGCUCGAUGUCUGCUCAGUGAAAAAACAAUUAGUAAUCCCACUGGAAACCCCGACCACAUUUGUGGCAUUUUUAGCAAGAAAACAAGAGAGAAAAGACAUUUGAAGGACUCGCCGUGUGCGUCAGCGACACAGAGUUUAGCGACACAACUGGUUACUGUAUGUAUAGUAAUGACAUCAUAACCAUACUGACGUCAUGAUGGCUCGUUUAAAAGGCACAGUUUAAAUACGGGCUGUUUGAAAGUAUCAAAACAGUCAAUCCACGGAGAAAUACACAGUAUUUAUGUUGUACCUAGACCUGCUAUGUAAUCAAAAACAGACAUGGAAAUCUCACUUUCUACACUAUGGGAACUUAGUUGUACUUUUUGUGUAAAGUUAAUCUCAAAUCUAAAUUUCAGUGAGAUUGUAGAUGCAUUUAGUCGAUAGCUGUGUUACUUUGUUUCUUCCUACUUUUACCAGCAAAAACACGUCAUUGAUAUACGAGAUGCUGCUUACUAGUGCGAUGGGUCAAAGUUCCUUCAAUGCAUCGGAGGAUAACUUCUACAAAAUCAGGAGCUACAGUGUGCGAUAUCUUUCUUCAAAAUUUAAGAUUUUGCCAAAAAUAAAUAUCUGUGGUAAUGUUGAAAACAAAAUCCACCACAAAAUAUUCUGACUUUUUUUCCACAGUGAAAA
This is a messenger RNA of Anarrhichthys ocellatus (wolf-eel), 6430 nucleotides long. RefSeq names its product un-named sa1614. Gene Ontology annotation, cellular component: cytoplasm. The transcript has 29 exons. Gene Ontology annotation, biological process: positive regulation of GTPase activity. Gene Ontology annotation, molecular function: GTPase activator activity; protein binding. NCBI's taxonomy places the organism in Eukaryota, Metazoa, Chordata, Actinopteri, Perciformes, Anarhichadidae. The coding region runs from base 566 to 3607 and encodes 1013 amino acids. The record is from RefSeq and is a predicted model, not a curated record.